This is a messenger RNA of Larimichthys crocea (large yellow croaker), 4357 nucleotides long. RefSeq names its product solute carrier family 22 member 17 (gene slc22a17). The record is from RefSeq and is a predicted model, not a curated record. Gene Ontology annotation, cellular component: membrane. Lineage: Eukaryota; Metazoa; Chordata; Actinopteri; Sciaenidae. The transcript is spliced from 10 exons. Gene Ontology annotation, molecular function: transmembrane transporter activity. Bases 674 to 2416 code for a protein of 580 amino acids. Gene Ontology annotation, biological process: transmembrane transport.
CGAGACUAGGGGACGUCGCUCUGACGAUCUUUGCCGACUUUUCCCGAAGUGUGCCGCCGCCGGUGGAGCAGCUCGCCCCUAUAAACAGGCUCCUCUGAAUGCAGUUUUCCACCCGCUCUUUGUCCGCGACCGGCCGACUGACGACGCGUUUCCCUUUCAGGAUAAUGUCGGACACACACAUGUCUUAUUUAAUUAUUCUGUGUAAUGUCGGCAGGCAGAAACUUGGACUAAACGAUAACGUUAAAAACCAGAGACGGUAGGAGAGAGAGAGAGAGAGAGAGAGAGGGAGUCUGUAAGCAUCCCCGGCGGGCAUCAUCUCAAAGUGGCGGAGGGUUAUAGCUGCUGUGCUCGGGACUAACACGGGUCCAGUGUCCUUGCUUGUGUCACACAGGCAGCAGCAGUACAACACUUGGUCCGGGGACAGACAUGUCUUCUCACACAGCAGACAAAGCAGACUGGCAUCGAGGCGCAGAGGAGAUACGGUGAAUGCGGUGAAACUACUCUCCUACUCUGUCUCCACGCAAUGUUUUGGAUGUUUGACAACGGGCAGUAGGACUCACAUUUAACAACAUUUUUAAAGCGGAGCGUUCCCGCGUCUCCUCCCCUCUGCCUGUGGACCAACCAUCACGAUCAGCCUCCCCCAACCUCCUCUUUUAACCCCCCGCCCUGAAAGAUGACAUCCCCGGACUCUCCCCCGCUGGUCUCCCCUUCCCCGUGCCCCGCUCCCCCUCCGUCCCUCCCCUCUUCCCCUGUUCCCUCCUCUCCGGCCCCUUCCUCCUCUUCCUUACCUGCCCCGCCUUCGCUGCCUCCCACGGGGGAGGUGAUGGUGCUGGCUCUGGGCAGGAAGAAGCAGAGGGUGCUGAUCGCUCUCACCAUCCUGCCCAACCUCUUCCUGGCCUUCCUGCUUUCUUCAGACCCCCUCAUCACCCUCUCUCCGCCCCACCACUGCCACCUGCCGGGGCCAUUGCCCUCGCCUGAGGUGCUGAACGCCUCUCUGCCCUGGGAGAAGGGGGGAAGGCCCGGGGACAGCGGGGGCCUGUCCCAGUGUAAGCAGUUUGUCAACAGCAGCACGUCAGCUGUGGUGGACUGCGAGGCCGGCUGGGACUACAAUGUGACGGAAGGACUGAGGAACAACAUCGUAACAGAGUGGGAUCUGGUGUGCGGUCAGUACUGGUUGGUCCCUGUGGAGGAGGUGUGUUUCAUUCUGGGCAUCCUGACUGGCUGUCUCGGCCUUGGCUAUGCUGCUGACAGGCUGGGCAGGUCCAAGACUCUGCUGACCUCGCUGACUCUGUCGGUGGUGUUCGGGGUGCUGGUGUGUGUCUCUCCGUACCCCUCCAUCUUCAUCGUCAUGCGUUUCUGUCUGGCGGCAGCUAGUGCGGGAGUCUACCUCACUCUGUACAUCACUCGUCUGGAGCUGUGUGAACCAUCUCUGAGGCUGGUGGGGACCAUGCUGGCCGGGCUGAUGACUGUAGCCGGAGAGCUGCUGCUGCUGGCCAUUGCACUGGGCUGCCAGUCCUGGAGGGGCCUGUUGGGAGCCGGCGCUGCCCCGUUAACACUCUUCCUCAGUUACGGCAUUCCUGGGGUUUUUCCAGAGUCUCCUCGCUGGCUCCUCCUGUCAGAGAGAUCUGCAGACAUGAACUCCUUCAGUGAGAGAAGAAACUCCAACAGAGAUGUGAGGGACGACGAGAGCUUUACAGAGCUGGAUUCAGAGCCCGCACCCUCUUCACGCCCCCACCUGUCCUUCCCCGAGCUCUUCCACAGCAGGAACAUCUGGAAGAACAUGUGUGUGCUCGGCUUCACCUCAUUCAUCUCUCACGGCAUUAGUCACUGUUAUAGCUCUUUCCGAGGUGACGUCAGAGGCACAGCCCCGAGCUUCUAUUGGACGUACCUGCUGUCUGUGUGUGCAGGGGGUGGCGCCUGGCUGUUGCUCUGGGCGACUGUAGACAGGUGCGGUCGCCGUGGCAUUCUGCUCCUCUCCAUGACGAUGACGGGGCUCGCCUCUUUGAUCCUCCUGGGACUCAUGGAGUAUCUCAGUGAGACGGCCAUCACAGUUUUCUCAGUGCUGGGUCUCUUCUCCUCCCAGGCCACCGCCUCCCUCUGCAUCCUGUUCACUGCAGAGAUCAUGCCCACCAUCAUCAGGGGCAGUGGUGUGGGCAUAGUGCUUGCCCUGGGCUGUGUGGGCCGCCUCAGCUCCCCACUCAUGGACCUGAGGAACCACUACGGUUACUUCCUGCACCACGUGGUCUACUCCUCUCUGGCCCUGCUGGCCGUGCUGUCCAUCCUGCUGCUGCCCGAGAGCAAGAGGAAGCCACUUCCCCAGACGCUGGCUGACGGGGAGCAGUACAGACGCCCCCCGCUGGGCAGGAGGAGGAGGGACAAUGUGCCGCUGCUGGCCACGCCCAACCCAGAGACCUAAGGGACCCUUUGAAAUAAGUGGGCUGGUCUGUGCUCAGAUCAUUCACUUUGCAGCCAGAACAUUUACAUCUAUCAUGUCCAUGCAGAGGAGGAGAAAGACAGAGCAAUAUAGAGAACUGACACUCUCCAAGCUUCGUAACAUAUCAUCCUCUAGUCAUUCCAAACGCAGGCGGUUGGGUUGAGUUGGCAUUUUUUUCUCUAUCAUUCUGUUUCCUGCCAUUCAGAUGCGUGUGCAUAUCUGACACACAACGUUCACACACACACACACACACGUAGGGAAGUCUUCAUCUUCCAUCUCUUCCUGACCAGACGGCGGGUCAUCCCCCACCACGUGACACACCAGCAUACACUGCUGCACGCGGCCCUCCAGUGUGUCUGUCGUAGAGAUGUUAGCUGCUUACUACUGACACGCCAGACCAGAUGUGGCGUCGCAGAGUAAUCUUUAUUAUUCCUAGCAUUGUCUUAACCUGCGUAGACCUUUUUUUUUUUUUUUUUUGUCGUGUUUGCUGUGUACAACAACACAAUAAGUGCUCGGAGGUUUGCAAAAUCAGUUUUGUAUACUUCCCCCAUGACACUUGUGGUAAAACUCUUCCCAUCUGGCAGUCCAAACAGGGAUCGCCACAGUUUUGGGACAUAACAUUGUAAGACUUGAUGGAGUUGUGGGUGUUAAAUGCCUUGUAAAUACUUGAUUAGUUUCUUUAACUUCUUGGGGCAUCUGAGUUUUGUUAAAGCAGACCCUAUGGCUGGAAACUGUAGAGUACAGUACGCUAUGCAGUGGAGAAGCGGUGCAGAGCACUUUGAAACAUUCUUUUUGAAGAUGUCUUCAAAUUUAAGGGACAGUUUUAUGAACAUAAAUCAUCUACUGUCAAUACUGGGAUCAGAGGCUAAAGACAACACAAAAAGAGGCCCUCAAACAGAAAGGCGUUCAUGUUCAAACUGUCUAAAUCCGGUUACUGAAUCUGGCCUGGAGCCAGCAAUAUUUAUGUCUUAUUUAUGUUGUUAUUAAGCAUAAUCAGUAAAUUAUCCAGAGGCCUAGUAUUUUUAAAUAUGAAGCUAAAUAUUGUUAAAUUGGUUUGGCAUGGAAUAAACUUUCCAUUUUCUGAUGUCUCUGAUCAAAUAACAGUGAAGCUGUUAACUGUCACAACAUUCCUGCAUGUUUGGAAGCACUGAAGGGCUUGUUUUUUCUGUAUUUCCUCAGAAGCUUAUAGUUACUCAAUACCUCUCUAGAUGACCAGUUUCAGCUGUAAGAGAAUAGACGGGUACGAACAAACUACAGUAGAAGUUAUAUAACCAGGCACAUACUGUAUAAUUUUUUUGUUGUUGUCAGGACUUAAAUGUGGACGUGAAGAGGUCAUCUGUUAUUUUGCCUGAAUGUGUAUUGAUGCUGGAAAAAGGGCCCGAUGAUUAGGCCCCAUGAGGUUUGAAUGGGUGCUGAAGAGGGCCCCAGAGCUCCAAAUGAACCUCCGACUCCUCAAAUACGCACCAAGGAUAAAUUUUCUUUGAGUGUGUUGGGUGUUUCCAUGUUGCAAUUUGAAAUCGUAAGAGAAUUACCAAAGCAUGUCGGCUUCAGUGCUUGAAAAGCGUAUGUGCUCGAGUAAUUCUUAUUCUCAAAUGGUCAUUGGUGCGUAACGUAAAGAGGAGACGGGAGUUGUUUAAUUUGGACUCUGAUGUUGACGAGUCAUUAAAGAAAUUAAGAAGGACACUCACCUUUGACGCUGGUGGCUUCUUCCUCCAUCAGCCUUUGGUAGUUCUUUUCUCUGUAUGUUGCACUUAUACACUGAUGAUGAUUAUUAUUAUCACAAUGAUUAACUUGACUCGAGUAGUAUUAUGUCUGACAACACUGAUGAUCUGUUCAAUGAGUGUGAUGCCGUUAACUCUAUAGCUUGAUUUAAUGUCAAAUAAAACUGGUUAAAUAAAACAGACACGGGCAUUUUUUAAAGAG